AUGCAAAAUCGUUUGUUACAUAAGAGAGAAGAAUUUUGGCAUAAAUUAACAAAGGGACGUACGUCUCGAAGUACAGGCGCCGCAACAGCUGCCUCUAAUACUGCAGCAGCAGCAGCAGCAGCAGCAGCAGCAACAGCAACAGCAGCAACAGCAGCAACAGCAGCAGCAGCAGCAGCAGAUAUGUGGAGUGCGGAUGAUUCCUUCACUCGCUGUUUGCAAGAGAUUUGCUCCCAUAGUGAAGAAGCAGCAGACUGCAGCAGCAGCAACAGCAGCAGCAACAGCAGCAGCAGCAGCAGCAGCAAAGGGAGGUCAGCUACUGAACCUCAUGAUGCCUCUAGUGAAUCCGAUGAAGGAGAAGAAGGAGAAGAAGGAGAAGAAGGAAAAAAAGAAGAAAAAAAAAGAAGAAAUAAAUUACCUAAUGAUUGGCUAUAUAUCCUUAAAUUAAUGACACAAGAGGCAACAGCAUUACUAAGAAAACACAAAGAAAUUAAAGAAAAAGAACACCAAUUGGCUCUUGAGGCAUUAAAUAGAGCGCAUGCAGAGAGAGCAAAUACAGAGAAAAUAAAAAAAGAAAUAGAGGAAGAAUUACAGAUAAAAAUAUCUAAUAUUCGUCUUAGCGAGAAAGAAGCAAAAAAAAUUAUUUCUGCUGUUGCUAUGCAUGCAGCAAAUGUACCUUAUAUACAAACUUUAUGUAAUUCUUUCUUAACUGCAGCACCAAUAACAGCAGCAGAAGCAGCAGCAGCAGCAGCAGCAGCUGUUGCUGCUGGUGCUGGUGCUAAGGGAGAGAGCUACGAAGAGACGCAGAGCUAUACUGAUGCAUGCGCGAACAGCAGCUCUGCUGCUAAUGACAUUAAGGAGGAAAGCAACAUAAAGAAAAAGGAAGAAAAAGAAGAAAAAGAAGAAAAAGAAGAAAAAGAAGAAAAAGAAGAAAAAAGGAAGGAAAAUACAUUAUGCCCGAUGCAUAGAGAGGAAAUACGACGAGCAUUUAGACGUCAUCGUCUAUCUGCUGCUGCUGCUGCUGCUGCUGCUGCUGCUGCUGCUGCUGCUUCUGCCUCCCCCUCUCCUUCUCCUCCACAGACGCAACGUCUAACCUCGAGGUUUGCUACAAAAGUCCAAGGAAAAGACAGCAGCAGAAGCAGCAACUACAGCAGCAACUGCAGCACCAGCAGGGAGGAUACUGAGCUUCCCCUCUCUCCUCCGCAGCAGAGAAGACCUCCGAGUGUACGUCGACCUCAGGUAGAUGUUGCUGCUGCUAAUGGUGCAGUUAGUCCUACUCUUCCUUCCCCGCUGCAGGGCGAGCAGCAGAGGCAGCAGCUGCAGCAGCAGCAGCAGCAGCGGGAGGGAGGGUCUGGAUACCUGCAACGAGGACCAAACACUUCAGCAGCAGCAGGAGCAGCAGCAGCAGCAGCAGGAGCAGCAGGAGCAAGUCCAAUGACGUCUCCUGCCUCAUGGAAUGAAGGUCAAGGGUCUACAGAGGAUGUAGACAGCAGCAGCAGCAGGAGCAGCAGCCGCAUCAACAGCAGCAGCGGCAACAGCAGCACAUCUUUCUGCCCAGAAGAAUUAAGUCGUGUAUCUAGUACUGCCCUCCCUACCCCUCGCUCUCCCCCUCGUGCUGCACUAGCUCCUCUUGUUUCUCCUUCUCGUCUUGUGCAGGCUCUGCGCAUGCAGGCCACACCAGCAGCGGCCCCAAGCUGGCGCAGCAACAGCAGCAACGGCAGUGGUGGCAGCAGCAGCGGCAGCGGAGGCAGCAGCAGCAGCAACUACAGCGGGAGGAGCAGCAUGGAGAAGACGAUGCAACCUCAGAAGCAGCAGCAGCAACAAGAACAAUUAAAUAAAAAAGAGCAGCAAAUAGACAAACUAAGAGAAAGCAAGACAGAGGGUACAGCAGCAGACGUCCUAUUGAGCAGCAGACGACCGAGCACAGCAAGGGCGAAAGAAUCCUUCGCAGCAGCAGCAGCAACAGCAGCAGCAGCAACAGCAGCAGCAGCAGCAGAUGACACUGUCGAGCAGCAGAAGGGUGGAGGUAACUGUAUAGAGGAGAAGAACAAGAGGGAAGAAGAGGAGAAGAUUACUACUAGCCGCAAGCAGCAGAGCAGAGCAGCAGCAGAAAAGGCAUGGGAAACAUUUGUUGCAGAGUACAGACACCCGAAUCGUGUGCUGCAGCAGCCUGUCUUCUCUCCUAGCAGCAAACGCAUGCAGGCAUGGCAGGAGAGAGGGGGGACGCAUAGCAGCAGCAGCGGCAGCAGCAGCGGUGGCAGCAGCAGCAGGGAGACCAUACAGUCUACCCUAUCUCCUCAGGGCGUAGAGGAAGGAGAGGCAGCAGUAGCAGCAGCAUUACUGCGUCUGCAACACCAGCAGAAGCACCAUCACCUGCUGCAGCAGCACCAGCAGCAGAAACAGCAGCAGCAGCAGCAACAGCAGCAGCAGCAGCAGCAGCGAGGGGCUGUCCUAUACCCAGAAACACGGGAGUCAACAGAUAGCGGACUCGAAGAAGUUCUGCACUUAGAGCGUCAGUUGUAUGAGGAGGAGGAAGGAGGGGAAUUCCCUCCUAUAGAGUCCGAGGAGCAUGCAGCAGCAGAAGCAGCAGCAGCAGCAGCAGAAGAAGAGGAGGAAGAAGAAGAAGAAGUUGAUGAAUUGUAUGGUGCUGAUGAUUCUUAUCAACUUGGGCUCUCUGCCUCGGCAUUCCUUAGACGUCUAGGUACCCAACUAGAGAACCGUAUGCGGGUUACGUCUAAGAAACCAUCAGCAUUGAAUUGA
Molecule: messenger RNA, 2757 nt
Organism: Eimeria maxima
Lineage: Eukaryota; Apicomplexa; Conoidasida; Eucoccidiorida; Eimeriidae
Exons: 3
Coding region: 1-2757 (918 amino acids)
Biological process (GO): mRNA 3'-end processing
Cellular component (GO): RNA polymerase II, holoenzyme
Molecular function (GO): RNA polymerase II complex binding
Source: RefSeq, a predicted model, not a curated record